AUGGUUAUUUCGGGUGGGAAUACUACGCCAAUGUUAACUGUGAUGCGGAGAAUUGACUUGUUUUGUAAAGCAGUUGCUCCGGUUGCCGUUGGCUUCUUGGCUUUGGCUGUAUAUAACUCAACGCCAGAAUUAGCAUUACCCCGAGAAUCUAAUCAAGCGGGCGGGCCCUUGCCCGAGACGGAAAAUGCGUCUUUUAGGGAUUAUACUCGACAUAAAAUUUUCCUGGCUAGUUUAUCCCUGGCCCUGUUAUAUCUUACUGUUCUUUCCUUUGGUGGGGUUAUGAUUUCUUAUCUGAAAUUAGUCAAUUAUCCAGAAUAUUUAUUAGGUAUUAUGAGAGCAGUAGCAGCCGGCAUGGGAAUUUUAGCAACCUAUUUAAUGCCAAUUUUGUCAAGGCGAAUUGGCAUUGUCCGCACUGGAUUAUGGUCUUUGUGGUCGGAAGUUCUGGCUUUAAUUCCAGUGGUUUUAGCCAUAGCCUUGGCAGGAACGCUUAGUAAAGGAACCACUUCAGCCUUAUUAUUUGGAGGAAUGGCUUUAAUCAUAGUUUCUAAUCCACAAUUAUUCAUUAUCCCUGCUGCUAUAUCUUUUGCCGCAGUUGCGAUCGCUGCUAUAAUUUAUUCGUUUUUUGUUUUCAAAGAACACGGGCAUUUAUUUCACAAGGAGAAGUUAAAAGACAUUCCAAGCAAAAGCAGUAAAAAAAUAUCUACAUUUUUUCUCGAUUUAACCAACAGAAAUAAAAAAGAGACCGCUCAAAUAGAGGAAGUUCCUGACAUUCCAUUAGAAACAAUUGCUAGCACUUCAUCAGAGCCAGUAGCAGGGGAAAUAACUCAAAACUUAGGAGAAACUUUUCGGCAAAUACCAGUGGAGGAGGAAAUAAUAGAAGAAGAAAUCACCGCCUCGGUUCAGCAAGAUGAUUAUUCUCGCUAA
Paraglomus brasilianum is the source of this 924-nucleotide messenger RNA. The record is from the annotation of a GenBank genome assembly. Lineage: Eukaryota; Fungi; Glomeromycota; Glomeromycetes; Paraglomerales; Paraglomeraceae.